Molecule: messenger RNA, 537 nt
Organism: Lasiosphaeria miniovina
Lineage: Eukaryota; Fungi; Ascomycota; Sordariomycetes; Sordariales; Lasiosphaeriaceae
Exons: 5
Coding region: 1-537 (178 amino acids)
Source: RefSeq, a predicted model, not a curated record
AUGGUCGAAGGGAGCGUGGCGGUGUCGGACGGUCCCGAGAUAGCGGCGGAGGAGACGGUAACGGCCAUCGCCACACGAAUAGCCAACUAUCUCGCCCCCAUCGAGGCCCCCAAGGCUGCCAUCAAGUUCAUAACCAAGGAGGCAGCCAGAAGGCUCCAGGAGCGAGAGGCAAAGACGAACCUUGACCGCUUCAUCGAGACCCAAUUAGGCGGGCACGCCAACAAGGUCAAUGCGAAGAGUGACACGAAGUUCCAGGACGCUGCCACGGAAAAUUGCGAGAUCCUAAAUGAAUACUUGAGUGCUCCUCACCAAGAAGAACGGGUCAACGACCGCAAGACGCUGCAAGAGAAGAGGAAUAUGGGCGACCUCCGGGUCCGGAACAAGGAUUUCGGCAUGGCGAGCCAGCUGUACAAUGACGUGCAGCAAGCCCAGCAGGCGGCCUUUAGCGCCACAGACCCACACACGAUAGCCACCGUACAGAAGCUACAAGACUUUAACGGCGGAGAUUGGCAGAGGGACUCGCUGAAUCACUCUUGA